Synchiropus splendidus (mandarinfish) is the source of this 2131-nucleotide messenger RNA. It is a transcript of the gene dtnbp1b, whose product is annotated as dystrobrevin binding protein 1b. The transcript has 4 exons. Lineage: Eukaryota; Metazoa; Chordata; Actinopteri; Syngnathiformes; Callionymidae. The record is from RefSeq and is a predicted model, not a curated record. Gene Ontology annotation, biological process: negative regulation of protein kinase activity; neuron projection development; platelet dense granule organization. The coding region runs from base 293 to 955 and encodes 220 amino acids. Gene Ontology annotation, cellular component: synaptic vesicle membrane; BLOC-1 complex; neuron projection.
CCUCCUCCUCCUCAUCUGCAACCACACUCGCUCUCAGCCCCGCUGCUGCAGCGCUUCUCCUUCCCUGCACGUGUGUGUUUUCAGGUUGUCAGAACCGCGAAGACGUCGCUUGACAAGCAGAGGUCUGCAGGAGCGCGUGCUCGCGGGGGGGCUCGAGAUGGCAGAGGCGGCGUGAGGAUGCGUGCAAGGCAGGUGUUGUGAUCACUGGAGUUGUGGGUGAUACCGUCGUCGUGCCGCUGUCUCCGCUCCCUCCUGCUUGUCGUGAGAGAGGACUUCAUCGCAUCCUGCUGGGAUGACCACCACCCCGGGAUCCACAGAUGGGAGCCAACGGAACUCUCUGGAGCUGGACGCGGAGCACGCACAGCGAGUUCCUGGUGCCGAGCAGGGAGGCGCCCCGAAUCCCCAGGUGAAGCUGAAAGACCGGCAGAAGUUCUUUGAGGAAGCUUUUCAGCAGGACAUGGAGCAGUACCUGUCAACAGGUUACCUCCAGAUCACAGAGAGGCGAGAGCCAAUAGGAAGCAUGUCGUCCAUGGAGGUGAACGUGGACAUGCUGGAGCAGAUGGAUCUGAUGGACAUGUCCGACCACGAGGCUCUGGAUGUGUUUUUACACUCGGGUGGAGAAGACAACAGUGCUGCCUCACCUGUUGCUGGUCCCGAUGUCGAGUCCUUCACCACCGAAAUCAGCCUCCAGGUGCCCACCCAGACGGAGCUUCGCCACAAACUCUCCUCGCUCUCCUCCACCUGCACCGACUCGGCCAGCCAGGACACGGAGGGAGGGGAGGACGAGGAGGAGGAGGAGGAGGAGCCUGAACACCAGGGAGGUGGCGGAGCGGAGGGGAGAAGGAGGAGGCGACCUCCUGUGGUGGUGACCCUGGACGAGGAGGACGUGACCCCCGACACGGCGCUGGUGGACUCCAGCAGCAGAGACUGUGAGAAGGUUCCACCCAAGGUUUGAAUGGGGACGAACCCGAGGGCCCUCAGAGCUGCCAAACUCUUGCGCCAUUAGAGUUCGGCCCCAAAUUCAGCCAGUGAGAGAGAAACUACUGCCAUGCUCUUUAAAUUUGUUCAUUCCUCAGACAUGAGUUUGACCUUCCACUGAAACACAAUUUCUAAAACAUGCUAAAAACAUUCAUCAUAAAGAGAUUUUUAUAUUGAUGCCCAAAACAUGUUUCUUUCAUUCUUUCUACUUUUGUUUAACUGCACGCUGGUGUUCAGUGUAACCUUCAACUACAGCUAAUAACAAAUAUACUAGCAAAUAUGUGCGUCUUCUCAGCGAUAUUAACAGGUAUUUUGACUUCGCUCAUCUUCUUUCCAUUCCGGCAGUCACAUGACGACUUGACUAGACCAGCGCAGCAGCGCACCACCCCCUGCUGGUCAGUAAUGGAACUACCUUUAGCAGAUAUUUCGCAUUUUAGACAAAUUACAUUAUGAAUUUAUUAGAGGCUUAGUCAUGCAUAUACUUGCACUGAUAUUACGUUAUUAUUAUUGUCCCAUGUAAUUAUACAUUUAUAUAGUUUGGGUUAAGCCUUUUUUUUACCAUCAAAUAUUUAUUUUGAUAAUUGUUUUCUAUUUUUUACACAUUAAAAUGUUUUUUUUUUUUUUUUUUCUUUUCCAUUACAUUUCCUGUUUCACUGAGUUUCUCUUUCCACUGGCAAGCCUUGGGUCUUGGGUCGCGCUGCACAAGCUCUGAUGUUCCAUGGAUACCAAGGACCAAAUCCCGCACCGGAAGAAAAACCUUUUGUACAGAAUGUUUGAGUCAUGUGACGUGACAGCUUUACUCCUCCCAGUCUUCUUCUCCUGCCUUCAACUGUCUCCUGCUCGUUGGUUUUCGAUGUCUCCCUCCACCACAACAGAACAACUCAUCCAGGAACAAAUCAAAAGGGAGGAACAGCAUUGAGGAGCAUGUCCGUUCACUCCUGGUCCAUGAGCUGGUGAGAUUCUGUGUUCCCUUCAGGCUGAGAGAGGGGGGGGGGGGAUUUUACUGUGUGUAUGCAGUCAGUUUUCUCUGAAUAAGGAAAAGCAAUACAGUGUUGAGUUGAGCGUAAAUGACACUUGACGGUUGAGCGAGUGGACGUGAGUCUGUAUUGUGAUUAUUAAACAGCCAUUCUUGGUGUCUGAGACUCCUUUCUUU